Molecule: messenger RNA, 2021 nt
Organism: Prorocentrum cordatum
Lineage: Eukaryota; Dinophyceae; Prorocentrales; Prorocentraceae
Source: the annotation of a GenBank genome assembly
UUGGCUCGCAGCGUACACCCUGUUGACCGCCCGAGGAGGGGGCAGUGCGUCAAUGUUCGCAGCCAUUGCCCGUUAUUCCAUUUUGGGCGCUUUGUGUUCGUGCCAUGUUGAGUCUCUCGCCGUCGAGCCAUGGUUCUCAUCUUCGCACGGGCCGAACGGCGCAAUCAUGAACUUCAGCGAAGCGGGCCUGUGCUACGCCGCGGGGCGCGGUGUGGCGCCUCUGCAGCGCGCGGUGGAGGACAAUUGGGAGCGGAUCCGGACGAACGUCGAGCGAGGCAGACAGCAGGCGGAGAACAUGAGGGUCAUUUUUGCCGGUCUCAUUCGCAACGCCGAGGAAUCCGUAUUCCGAAGCUACGCCAUGCUGAAGAGAUUGGGCCGACAGUUUAGAGACUACCACUUCAUUUUAUUCGAGAACGACUCGACCGAUGAUACAGCCAAAGCCAUGAAGGAGAUUGCUCAGAGGGACUCGAAGUACGAGUUUCAGACAGAAGUGCUGUCAAUGGGAGAUGAACGAGGCCUCGAGGCAUCUCGAAUGGAACGGAUGGCGACUCUGCGGAACAAAGUGCAUGAUUUGGUAGACGCGUUCGUGCGCAGGAGUCCUGGUUGGGACUUACUCGUGAUGUACGAUUUCGACCUGAACCUAAUUGGGCCGGAUGUCCUCUCGCCCCAUGUGUUUUUCGGCGCACUGGGACGCCAGGAGAGUCUGGACAAUGGUUGGGACAUGUUGUGUGCCAACGGCCUUGCUCGCUCCUGCGGGCCCCCUACCUGCAAGUACGGCAUGCACGAUGUCAUCGCGUUCCGUGGGCGGCACAACAGUUCGUGGUCCUUUGACAUCGCGAGCGUUAUGUUCGACCAGUACGAGUUGGUGCCCGUGGACUCGUGCUUUGGUGGCCAGGGGCUCUUGUUUCGGGCAUAGCCAGGACCGUGGGGGCAAGGGGACCCGGUUAGCAAUAUGGCAGUGAAGCCCCUAAAUAAGCCAGAAUCACUAAACCAGUUCUGCCGUAGGUCGUCUUUUUUCGGGUGACGGCAGUUCCGGUUAGUGGAGCGGGGCGGGGGGGGCGUCCCCCAGUACACAUCAUUAAACCAGGUCCCACGAAACCCAGUUCUGCCAACGCCCGAUUGCUGCACCCACCGCUGUCCGCCAAGCCCGCCGUCUGUCUGGCGCGGGGACCUCUCCAUGACCGCCGCCUGGGGGAUCGACCCUUGGGGGCCCGGGCAGGCGGUGGAUAUGGAUGGGAGCAGGAACUGGGGCUGAGAGUGUCGCUCUGCCGGGUCCGGCCCGCCACAUUUCGGCGCGACACGCCAUCCGCGUCCUUGCUCCGAACGACAGCGUGCCGAGCCCUUCCCGGACUGGGGUCGACGUUCGCGCGGCGAUGCUGAGGCGUCAGUCCGAGAUAAGUCCGACGUGAACUCGACGUGGAUCCGACGUGCAUCGGGUCUGCAGCUGCCGCGCGGGGCCUCCUGGCUUCGCUUCACAACGUGGGGCUGCGGGCGCUGGCCCGAGUCUCGACCACCACGCCAGGCAUGUCGGGGUCAGUGCUCGUUUCGAUGCCGCCGAUUCGAUUCGAUUCGACUCCGCUGGAUUCCGCUCCCGAUUCGAUUCGAUUUCGGAUUCCCAUGUGGGAUCCGAUUUCUCCCUGGAGGCCUAUGCUGGCCUGCCGAUGUCUGCCGAUCCGCCCUUUCCCGACCCGGCUGCCGACGUCCGCCGAUGCGGCCCACGCCGAUCGCCGAUCCGGCUGGCCCAUCCGAGAGUAUGGGCUCUCCGGCCGUGCCGCGGGGCAGCGCGCAGGGCUCGGCCGGGUGCCCCGCGGUGCUCCCUCCCCUCCCGCCCCGCCGCGGGCCUCGCCGGCGGCGAGACGCUGGGCCCGCGCGCGCACCAGCAGCCACCGCCGGCCGCUGUUCCCGGAGGGCCAGAUGCGAGGCCCUGCGAUCCUGGCGACUCUCGGUCUUUUCGAGCAAGGCGUUCUCGCUCAAUGUCGGGCCCCGGGGCCCUCACAGACCGACCCGGAAGGUUUCGCUGC